ACUGUGGUCUGCGCCCAGGGCGGCCCAGGCGCCCAGGCAGCCCAAGUGGCCCAGGGGUUCUGAGCCGGAGACUUCCGAGAAGGUUCGGUAUUCUUACACUGUCACGUUAGCAGAUUGAGUCAAACAAAAUUAUAGUCAUGUCGCCCACCGACGCCGGCAAGCGCCGCACGAGGGCAGAAAAGGCAACGUCUCAAGAGCUGAACAACCCUUGUCUCAAGGAGCAGAAACUGAGCCUCAAGUGUCUCGACGACAACGGCUACGACAAGGAAAAGUGCACCUUCUUCUUUGUCAACUACAAUGUGUGCCAGAAGUUCUGGCUGUCCAUAAUGAAGGAGCGAAAAAGCCUCGGCAUCGAACCGGCUCUUCCCCCUCCCGAAGAGAGAGAAGGCAUCAAGAAGGACCGACUGCGCAAAGCAAAAAAGCUGAUGCCAUACCCGUAACCCCCCACUGUACUCUUGUGAAUAGAUGCCACACUUUUCAAGCUUC
This is a messenger RNA of Ixodes scapularis (black-legged tick), 486 nucleotides long. RefSeq names its product coiled-coil-helix-coiled-coil-helix domain-containing protein 7. The record is from RefSeq and is a predicted model, not a curated record. NCBI's taxonomy places the organism in Eukaryota, Metazoa, Arthropoda, Arachnida, Ixodida, Ixodidae.